Molecule: messenger RNA, 1042 nt
Organism: Durusdinium trenchii
Lineage: Eukaryota; Dinophyceae; Suessiales; Symbiodiniaceae
Source: the annotation of a GenBank genome assembly
GUUUGGAAACGUAUUGUUUGGAAACCGUAGAGUCUAGAUCGUUCAACUGUCUCCCCAAAUCGGGCCAUGCACUGAGGAUUGCUUUCAAUCCGAACUCCUUGAUGUGUGGAGCGCACCUGUGAGCUUAUCAACGAAACAGGCUGCUAGACGAGAGCUGCUGCUGAAGUACAUGUGUCCUUUGGUCAGCAGGUACGGCUUUGCUGAGACUUGGGAAGGAGUGACAGAGAGCCAUCAGAGUUCACGACCAUGGGCAUCGGAUCCAGAGGUCACAGCCAAGUUCAUGCUGCAAAAGUGGUUGCUUGAUCCUGAUCUACAGGCCAGAAAGCCCCUGGAAGCAUCAAGCUCGCAACUUUUGGCGAGUACAGUGCGGCAGCUUUGCAAGGACAUCGAACGCCCACUCCAGCGCCGCUCACUUUGCGCACCGCUCUGCAGUACCUACUGCAGCCCGAAGGCCACAUCUGCGGAAGAGGUGAAGUUGCACUGGGCGCGGCCAGAGCAGCAGGUGUUGGUGUUACGGCAUGUUUUGCAGCUGGAAGAAGUUCGAACGCUUCGGGAAUGGGGCUUGUCGAGCGAAGCUUGGGUGCACGCAAAUGGACACCUCAUUGACCAAGUCUUUGAUCCAGUCCUCUCCUUGAAAUUUUGGAGCCGUGUUGGGCACUUGAUGCCGUUCAAAAGCUGCCAUGCCAAUGGUCUCAAUGAGCAUGUGCGCUUCUUGAGAUAUGGCCAGGGCCACUAUUUUGCUCCCCACCAAGAUGGCGAGAAUCGCAACGGCAACGGGCGCUCUCUUUUCUCCGCCCUUUUGUAUUUGUCUGACAGUACCGAUGGCUGCGGGGGUACUACUCGCUUUGUGGCGCCCCAGUGCCCGGAGGUGGCCCGCUGUGGUCGGUGUGACUGGUCCUGCGAUCACUGUGUAGAUGCUCCAGUUGCAGCUGGAGACAUGGUCAUUUUUACACAGACUUUGCUGCAUGCAGGGACUGAGCCAAAAUCAAAUGAAAAGUUUGUGAUUCGAACGGAUGUCAUGUAUCCUGUUGCUAGCACCUGA